AGCUGCAGUAGACCAUUUUAGGUUUGCCUAUGCGGUCGACAGGAGGAAGGCGCCUGUUUGCAUGUUUUCACGGAGACACGUUUAAUUUGUCGACUUCACGUGUGGGAUAGAAUACAUUUUUAGGUUCCACUUUAGCUGACCUCUCAUUAGGUGACACGAACAUGGGUGCAGAUAAGCGGGUUAGCCGCACUGAACGUAGUGGCCGGUACGGUUCAGAGCAGUCCCGUGAUGAUGACAGACGUGACCGCCGAGACCGUGAUGAUCGUGGGUAUGACUCUCACCGCUGGAGCGAUGAUCGUCGUAGUGACCGCUACGAUGGAGACAGGGGGGAUCGUAGUGAUCGCUACUGGAGCCGAGACAGUCCCGAGCGAGGUAGAAAGCGCCGUAGCAGUGAUUGUUCUGAAGACGGUCACCAUUCAGAUGGUGAUUACUCUGAGCAUGACUACAGGGGAGACUCUGUUGAUGAAAAGGAGAGCAAGAUCAUCAUGCUCCGUGGUCUGCCUCUCAACAUCACCGAGGCAGAUAUUCGAGCAGCCAUAGACCAGUUGGAGGGGCCGCAGCCAAUGGAUGUGCGAUUGAUGAAAAAGAGAACAGGUAAAAGCCGAGGUUUGACCUUCGUGGAGUUUUAUCACUUGCAAGAUGCUACCCGAUGGAUGGAGACCAAUCAGAAGCUGCUGACCAUACAGGGCAAGACUGUUUCCAUGCACUACAGUAACACACGACACAAGUUUGAAGACUGGCUUUGCAACUCGUGCGGCCUGUACAAUUUCCGGAGGAGGCUCAAGUGUUUCAGGUGUGGUGCUGCUAAAUCAGAAUCAGAAAGCAGCGUAACUUCUGGAACCACAGAAACCCAACAAAGUGGUGAUUACUAUGGCGACACAAUCAUCUUGAGAAACAUUGCUCCGCUGUCCACUGUGGAGGGGAUUAUGUCAGCCCUGGCACCAUAUGCUAACCUGUCACCCAGCAACAUCCGACUUAUCAAAGACAAACAGACUGGACAGAAUAGAGGCUUUGCUUUUGUCCAGCUGUCCUCUCCUUUGGAGGCUUCACAGCUUCUCACCAUCCUGCAGGGUCUGCAACCUCCGCUUAAGUUAGACGGGAAGACCAUUGGAGUCGAUUAUGCCAAGAGUGCUCGCAAGGACUUGCUUUUGCCUGAUGGGAACCGCAUCAGUGCUUUCUCUGUAGCCAGCACAGCGAUUGCUGCUGCCCAGUGGUCCUCUUGCCAGCCCCAACAAAGUGUGGAACCAGCAUCAGAGUACAGCUACCUGCAAGAGGGUUAUGUUCCUUAUUCACAGGAAUAUCAUUCUCAAUUUCAACAGCAGGCAGUAGCAACAGACCCUUCUCAGGCUAAUGGCAUACUUGGAGCUGCUCCCGGAAUGAAAGUUCUUCCUACAGCUGGACCAGUGGUUAUCUCUCAGGGUGCUCAGGUUUAUCAACCUCAUAUCAUCGGCCAGCCAGCCACACAGAACUUGCAGGCACCGCAGACUGUGACCAUCACUGGAGCCGCCACCAUCUCAGCCCCAGCAACUUCUGCAGUAGCCACAUCUUCCACAGCUGCAGCGACUCCUGCAUCUCCCUCUGCACUACCAUCCACUUCAGAUCCUAAAGCUUCUGCCCCCGAUACUUCCACCUACCAGUUUGAUGAGUCAUCUGGCUAUUAUUAUGACCCUCAAACCGGUCUUUAUUAUGAUCCCAACACACAUUACUACUAUAACUCAUACACGCAGCAGUAUUUGUACUGGGACAGUGAGAAGAAUGCAUAUGUGCCUGCAGCUGAUAGCAGCACUCCAUCUGCCUCCUCCACCCCUGCUAAAGAGGGCAAGGAAAAGAAGGACAAGCCCAAAAGCAAAACAGCUCAACAGAUUGCAAAAGAUAUGGAGCGUUGGGCAAAGAGUCUGAACAAGGCAAAGGAGAAUUUUAAGAGCAGCUUCCAGCCUAUCAGCCAGGAAGAGAGGAAGGAGGCAGCAGCAGCAGAUGCUGGCUUCACACUGUUCGAAAAAAAACAAGCUACUGGUUUGGAGAGGCUUAUAUCAGAGGCAGUGAAGACUACUGAAGACGAAAUUCCAACCUCAAAGGUGGGUCUUGUGGCAGCCUAUAGUGGGGACAGCGAGCCUGAGGAGACUCCAGAAGGUGAAGAAAAGGAUGACAAAUUGACAGACUGGAAAAAAAUGGCCUGCCUACUGUGCAGAAGACAAUUCCCCAGUAAAGAAGCACUAAUUCGUCAUCAGCAGCUCUCAGACCUGCACAAGCAAAAUUUGGAGGUUCACAGAAGGUCCAAGUUGAGUGAAGCAGAACUAGAGGAGUUGGAAAGGAAAGAGACUGAGAUGAAGUACAGAGACCGGGCAGCUGAGAGGAGAGAGAAGUAUGGCAUUCCUGAGCCUCCAGUUCCAAAGAAGAGGAAGUUUACACAGCCCACACCAGUAGUGAAUUACGAGCAGCCUACAAAAGACGGACUGAACAGUGAUAACAUUGGCAAUAAGAUGUUGCAAGCUAUGGGAUGGAAGGAGGGAAAAGGCCUUGGCAGAAAUCAGCAAGGCAUCACAGCACCUAUUGAGGCCCAGAUGAGGGCAAAGGGAGCAGGGUUGGGUACAAAAGGCAGUAAUUACACCCUCUCAGCCUCGGAUACCUACAAGGAUGCUGUGAGGAAAGCCAUGUUUGCACGCUUCACUGAAAUUGAAUAAACUGUUGUGAAUAAACUCUUGCAUUAAUUGCAUUGAGAUUUUUUUUUUUUCGGGGGAUAGAUGGGGAAGCUGUAUAGAUGGUGGAUUAGUGAUGACGUGUUUAUGUAUAUAUGUGUAUAGUGUCUCUUGAGAAAUGUAAUUAUUUUUUGUUUGUUUCACUGAAUUAAGGAUAUUGUCCUCACGCCUGUAAAGUUUGUAAAAGAUGUUCUUUACUUUGUACAUAAAAUAAAAUAUGUUCAGUUA
Clarias gariepinus (North African catfish) is the source of this 2924-nucleotide messenger RNA. RefSeq names its product RNA binding motif protein 5 (gene rbm5). The transcript has 25 exons. The coding region runs from base 162 to 2681 and encodes 839 amino acids. Gene Ontology annotation, biological process: mRNA splicing, via spliceosome. Gene Ontology annotation, cellular component: nucleus. NCBI's taxonomy places the organism in Eukaryota, Metazoa, Chordata, Actinopteri, Siluriformes, Clariidae. Gene Ontology annotation, molecular function: RNA binding. The record is from RefSeq and is a predicted model, not a curated record.